AUGUCUUUUGGUGCCUCUCCAUCCAACCAUCUGUCAUGCCAGAAGCUUGUGCGGGCGUCAUUGCCGAUUGUGAAGCUGGUGCAUAGCUGGAACAGUGGCCUCACCUUUGUUGUUGGCAACAGUGAUAGAGAAAGUGUUGCCGACGCCAGGAUGGCCUCCACCAUUGGCCAUAUUCCUCGUGUGAAGCAAGCGGGGCCUUGCUCCUCCCCGCGCGCCACCUCGGGCGCCAUGAACGCCGGCAUGCCGCCGAGGGGCCACGUCCGCGGUGUACGCCCGGACGACGCGCUCGCCCAGCCACCCGCCGCCGCUCCUGGCCGCGACGUCGGCGAGGCCCCCCCCGGCGCGAACUCGAGGAAAGGCUCCCGCGGGCGAGCAUGCCGACGCGCGCUCGGUCGAACCCUCCGCCGCCGCAGGCGAGCACGCAACGCGCGCUCCGCCGGCCCCUCCGCCACUGCGGGCCCGCACGCCGACGCGCGCUCCGCCGGGACCUUCCAGUGCGGGCUAGGCGAGCACGCUGACGUGAGCUCGGCCGGGCGCUCCUACCCCGCGAGUGAUCCCGCCGGUGCGCACUCCGCCGGGCGCUCCGCGGCCGCGGGCAAGCACGCCGCUGCUUCCUCCGCCGAGGGCUCCGCCGCCGUGGGUGAGCAGGACGACGCGCCCUCCGUCGCCCCAGAUCCGCUUGUGGCCAGCCAGAGCUCGAGGACGGUCGACACAGUGGAGGGAGGAGGCUCGAAGCGGCAGCGAGCAAGGGUGGAGAUGGGAGGAGAGGGCCCGCCACCGCGCCGCGCCCUCGCCGCCGUCCUGCAGGGCCGCAGCCAUGCCGCAUGUUCGCCGCGGUCCCGCUUCCCGCCACCGAGCCGCCUCCACCGACAACGGGCCGCCGAGCCGCCUCUGCCGACCACGAGCCGCAGCUGCACGCCACGGAGGGCUGCCGGCGCAUGCCACGACCGCGAGCUCUAG
Panicum virgatum (switchgrass) is the source of this 960-nucleotide messenger RNA. Its product is annotated as mucin-1-like. Lineage: Eukaryota; Viridiplantae; Streptophyta; Magnoliopsida; Poales; Poaceae. The transcript is spliced from 2 exons. Bases 1 to 960 code for a protein of 319 amino acids. The record is from RefSeq and is a predicted model, not a curated record.